AUGGCGUUGAUCAUCCCCGUUGGAGCCUACGUAGACGCUUUUGGCAACGAAGUCAGUAAGCUGAACUCAGCGUUGAACCUAACGGAACGUAACGAAGCAACGAUUCGUGAUCAACUGAACCGGAUCGUGAGGCUGCAUCAGCUGCUGAUCGAUUACGAAACCACGCUACAAGAACUGUACAGCAUGGCAAUUCUGGUCAAAAUUGGUCUCGUCUAUCUUGGGAUCAUCAGCGCGAUUGUCGUUAUCUUCAAGUCGCAAGACGAUCGCAUUGCGUACAUUUACUUGAUGUUACAGUUUGAGCACUUGACGCGGUACUGUAUGAUGGGAACCGUUAUCACUGAUAAGAACGAUCAACUAUUGGGACAUAUUGCGGAUAUUAACUGGUACCAGCUGAACCAAGGUCAGGCGAAGCGUCUUAUUCUUAUGCUGCUUCAAGCACAGAAUGCUACCAGUGUGACGAUUGGCAAUUUUAGGCCACUCAACGCUGAAACCUUCGUGGAAAUACUUAAGUCGAUUUACUCAUGCGUUGUGGUUUUAAACGCAUUAUUCGACUAA
Molecule: messenger RNA, 555 nt
Organism: Culex pipiens pallens (northern house mosquito)
Lineage: Eukaryota; Metazoa; Arthropoda; Insecta; Diptera; Culicidae
Product: putative odorant receptor 83c
Exons: 2
Coding region: 1-555 (184 amino acids)
Biological process (GO): sensory perception of smell; detection of chemical stimulus involved in sensory perception of smell
Cellular component (GO): plasma membrane
Molecular function (GO): olfactory receptor activity; odorant binding
Source: RefSeq, a predicted model, not a curated record